AUGAUCUGCUGAGUUGUUCAUGUUCCUUGAAGAAAGGAAUGCUUGAUGGGUCCGUUUCCUGCAUCUUUCUCUUCCAGUUCACCCAAAUCGAAAAGAAUGGGAUGAUAGACAUGAUUCUGUCCGCUUGCUCUGGCUAAGUUUAGGCAGGCCUAAACACCAGUGAUUUUGAGCUAGAACCAAUCGAAAUCAAAUGCCAUCCACCCAUAAUUUCUUUUCUUUAUUUUUCAAUCAAUCGCACUACCGAUCAUAAAAACACGAGAGACCUAGAAAAGUCAGAAUUCGAAGUUUGAUAAAUUAGAGUUAAAUCACAAUCACCAACAAAAACAGUGUAUAUUUUCUUUCCUGUUCUCUCUAGGAAAAACUACCUGAGAUAAAUUAAAUAAACGUCAGCAAGCAAAUUGUCGAGUCACGAGGCAGGCUAAGCUUUUCCAGUUCAAAAGUCGGGCACCACACGGUCCAGUCCACCUCUACCUUUUAUCUUCUCUCCCCAUCUUUCUCACUCGUCCCUGUAAAGUGUAGACUCUAAUAGUAGUAAAACAACCCGCACGCCAACCAGAAGAAAUGUGAAAACGAGAAAGCUCUACGCCCACUACACGUCCGCCCUCUUUUUUAGCCCCCCCCCUCCUCCUCAACAACCACCACUGGACUGCUUAAUUAGCCCUUUCCUUUCUAUCUCCUUUUCGCUCUAGCUUAAUUGGAUCCUUUCAGGUUGCUACUGAAAAAAAUGACAAGCUUAGAGUCAAGCUCAGGUGGUGAUCCUAACAUCAAAGGCAUACCUGCUCAUGGUGGACGCUAUGUACAGUAUAAUGUGUACGGUAACCUCUUUGAAGUUUCUAGAAAGUAUUUCCCUCCUAUUCGACCUAUUGGCCGUGGCGCUAAUGGUAUUGUUUGUGCUGCUGUGAAUUCUGAGACAUGUGAAGAGGUUGCCAUCAAGAAGAUUGGUAAUGCAUUUGACAAUAGAAUAGAUGCCAAGAGGACUUUACGAGAGAUUAAGCUUCUUCGCCACAUGGAUCAUGAAAAUGUUAUUGCUAUCAAAGACAUCAUCCGGCCUCCCCAGACGGAGAACUUCAAUGACGUAUACAUUGUUUAUGAAUUAAUGGACACGGAUCUACAUCAAAUAAUACGCUCCAACCAACUAUUGACAGAUGAUCAUUGUCGGGAUAUUGUUAACUUUUGGCUGGACUUUUUAGCUUGCUGCAUAUUUCAAGCUUUACAGUACUUUCUUUAUCAAUUGCUAAGAGGGCUUAAAUAUGUGCAUUCGGCAAAUGUCUUGCAUCGUGAUCUAAAACCCAGUAAUUUGUUCUUGAAUGCUAAUUGUGACCUUAAGAUUGGAGACUUUGGACUUGCAAGGACAACAUCUGAAACGGAUUUCAUGACCGAGUAUGUGGUCACUCGAUGGUACCGGGCACCAGAAUUACUCCUUAACUGCUCUGAGUAUACUGCAGCAAUUGAUAUAUGGUCAGUGGGUUGCAUACUUGGUGAAAUCAUGACUCGGCAACCUUUAUUUCCUGGAAAAGACUAUGUUCAUCAGCUGAGGCUUAUUACAGAGCUCAUAGGUUCACCUGAUGACUUCAGUCUUGGUUUCCUACGAAGCGAGAAUGCUCGAAGAUAUGUUAGGCAGCUUCCGCAAUAUCCCAGGCAAAAUUUUGCUGCUAGAUUUCCUAACAUGUCUGCUGGUGCUGUCGAAUUGUUGGAGAAAAUGCUGGUCUUUGAUCCAAAUAGGCGUAUUACAGUCGAUGAGGCACUGUGCCAUCCAUACUUGGAACCUCUUCAUGGCAUCAAUGAGGAGCCUGUUUGCCCAAAGCCUUUCAGCUUUGAUUUUGAGCAACCAUCUUUUACUGAAGAAAACAUCAAGGAACUCAUCUGGAGGGAAUCUGUAAACUUCAAUCCAGAUUCGUGAGAAUUAUCUGAUCAACUUGUUGUGUGCAUUUGGGAAGGUAUCCCAUGAUUAUGAUGUACAACAUUAUUACAUAAAAUCCAUCAGGAUCUCUGAGAGAAGAAGAGAUAAGAAACAUAGUGUAUAUUGGAUUUGCUUACGAUUUUCUGUAGAGCUCUAUGAACUGAUAUCUUAGAUUUGUUACGCAUCAGAAAGUGUAAGACAGAGGACAAGCAGCACAAUUCUCAAGUUUGCCGAGCAGAAUCUCUACGAAGGUUCCAUCUUUUGUUGGUGGAGGUGCCAUGUGAGGAGUGCUCUAGUAAAACUCUACCAGUCGUGGAGUGUGAAUCCUGCAUGGUUGUGAGGACGCUCAAUGGUCCCUGUUUUUUCUUGGUUUCUGAAAGUUGAUUUUAAAUGUGAAGAAUUGCUAUGACUUGCUAGGUUAUAUAAUGUUUCUCAUCUUUGACCUGGGAGAGAUGAAAUCUGUAAAUACUACUUCUGGUACUGUUGUGCGAGUUGUUGUGGAAUGAUUAUGCUGUAUGGUAAUUUGGAUUUA
Populus nigra (black poplar) is the source of this 2432-nucleotide messenger RNA. Its product is annotated as mitogen-activated protein kinase homolog MMK2-like. Gene Ontology annotation, cellular component: nucleus; cytoplasm. Gene Ontology annotation, biological process: intracellular signal transduction; protein phosphorylation. NCBI's taxonomy places the organism in Eukaryota, Viridiplantae, Streptophyta, Magnoliopsida, Malpighiales, Salicaceae. The coding region runs from base 725 to 1900 and encodes 391 amino acids. The record is from RefSeq and is a predicted model, not a curated record. Gene Ontology annotation, molecular function: ATP binding; MAP kinase activity. The transcript is spliced from 7 exons.